Molecule: messenger RNA, 666 nt
Organism: Parnassius mnemosyne (clouded apollo)
Lineage: Eukaryota; Metazoa; Arthropoda; Insecta; Lepidoptera; Papilionidae
Source: the annotation of a GenBank genome assembly
AUGGAUUUUGGCGAUGAACAAGAAUCAACUAUAGUUGCGACAAAUUCAAGCAAAGAAAACGAUGAUGUGGAAGUAAAGCACACGAUUGUUGUUUCAACGAAAUUAAAAAAUAAUAAUAAUAGAAGAGGUUUGCAUACUUCCCGAGAUGAUGGUGGUCCUGUAGCACAUACAUUUAGUCAAGGUAGGAAUAUAAAAGAAGAAGAUAGCGGGGAAGUCCCUGUGAUGAAAGGUUACAAAGCAGUGGAAACUACAAAAAUAUUAACGCCCGAUACACGUCUGAAAUCACCAGUUAGUUCUGUGAACGGUUAUACAAGGUACAACGCACCAGACGAAUAUGAUAUCUAUCCAAAUAUAGUAACGAAUCCAAUGCAGUUUAAGCCUUCAAAUUUUUAUAACAACAUUAAUUGGGGGAAUCAACAAAGCUCAAGAAGUUUUAACAAUUAUAAUAGGAGAAAUGAUAGAACGGGUUUUCCAAAUGUUCAACAAUCCGGCUUUCAUAGGAGUAUAUCUGAUGACAGCGUUAGAGAUUUUUAUUGUAAGAAAUGUAGGGAGCUAGGUGGAAUGCAAGAUUUUAAAGGAUGUAUACAGCAACGAAGUAAUCCUUGGUAUAACGAGAAUACAACUCCGAAGAUCAAGAUAGACGGCAAAUUAGUGAAAUUAAACUAA